AGCAACACGACGAGGAUUUACAAUCCAUGUUUGCGAAGAUUGUAUUUGCAGUCCACAUACAGUGACGUACAAAAUAAGGGAAAAUAUGAUAGUUCAAUUUAGCGAGUACGUUACCCACAUGAGGCGUGAGUUUGAUCAACGUAUGGAUCACGAGGAGCGAAACAGAGUAGCUCACAUGCCCGCAGUCGUGAGCAAUGUCCUCUGGGGAAGGCAAUUAGAAACAAAGAUCGUCGACCUUCAAAACAUGACAUCGUCUGUAUUACAAGGUCUAUCGUUGAGUAGAAAAUUAGAAGAAAAAUUGCGUACUUUUCGCCUCGAUGUUGUUGAGUACCAGAAGGAGAUCUAUGAUUCGUGGUGUCGAGAUUUACAGGCGGGAAUACGGGACAAGUCACUCAGCCUAGACACCAAUCAAACUGUUAUUCGGCUAGACGCUGAAGGCACGCCCCGAGUGAGUUACAGUCCCCGGUUAGUAACGCUGAUACAGGAGGUGCGACAGCUGCGUGUUCUCGGUCUUACGAUUCCGCCGGCCGUCGAAGAGGUUGACGCAAAAGCGAGACUCUAUUUUAGACAAGCCAAGGAUCUCCAGCAAAUUGGAAACUUCUAUAUGACCAUUGCCGACCAUAUGAUCCUAAGUCAAAGGCCAAUGAUGCUGUCGUCGGCCCAGCAAUUCACAAAGCUUAUGAAUAGCAGAGAGAAAACAGCUACGUGGAAUGAUCCGCAAGCCGUCGAUGCCUACAUUAAGAAACUGCAAGACGUAGCCGAGAAGUUCAGCCGCUUAAACCGAAUGUUGCGACGCCAGCAUAAUGAUAUCACUGAAAAGGUUCUCCAGUUGAUGUCAACGGAUUUAUUAUCUAAGCAAUCAGUAUGGAAAGAACUGCUAGCGGAAAUUCGAGGCAUAAUGAACAAACUUCAAGCACAAGGCUUCAACCCGGAUCAUAUGCGGUCAUGGAAAAUUCACUGGGAUCGACAGUUGUACAAGGUCCUCGAUUAUCAAUACUGCGCUUGUGUCGGAAAAUUGUCCCAACAUAUGGCCGAAAUAAGGGUCGAUCUUACGUUCAGUACGUAUAUUCCGAUCGCGUUGUUCGAUGAUCCUCCAGCGAAAUACACUAGUUUGCGGCAAGAUUCCGAGACAUUGAGUCGUCGGAAGUGCGCAAUUUAG
Messenger RNA from Varroa destructor (honeybee mite), 1159 nucleotides. RefSeq names its product cytoplasmic dynein 2 heavy chain 1-like. Gene Ontology annotation, biological process: microtubule-based movement. Gene Ontology annotation, molecular function: dynein intermediate chain binding; dynein light intermediate chain binding. NCBI's taxonomy places the organism in Eukaryota, Metazoa, Arthropoda, Arachnida, Mesostigmata, Varroidae. Gene Ontology annotation, cellular component: axonemal dynein complex. The record is from RefSeq and is a predicted model, not a curated record.